Molecule: messenger RNA, 996 nt
Organism: Thlaspi arvense
Lineage: Eukaryota; Viridiplantae; Streptophyta; Magnoliopsida; Brassicales; Brassicaceae
Source: the annotation of a GenBank genome assembly
CAAUCUGAAGCCCAGAUCACGCACGUGCGUUACCCGCUUCCCGUGUCACGUGUUUGCGGUAAAACCCCGGAAGCGGCUUCGCCUUGCUCCGCAACCUCGAUCCCAAGCUUUCAUUCAUCGUUUUGCUGGAUACUAAACAUCAGAGAUGAUGAACCUCCUAAGGAGAUCAGCGAUAUCCCUCGGCAGCCUACCCAAAUCGAAACUGGCUUCGACCCUCCCGUUUUCCUCCGCCUCACAACCUUCUGGAAUCCGAAAAUCGGUUUUAUUUUCAAUGUCAUUCCUCGGUUGAUAGGCGCUUUAGAAAGAGGAGCAUCAAGGCAAGCCGUUGCUGAUUCGUGUCUCAUGAGUGUGGACUCAAAUGGAGCUAAGGGACUAUUGUUUGGCUUCCGAAAUCUGCAAGCAAGAAUGCCUAUGGAAUCCCGUCCAAACAACAUCAAGUCGCCUUGCGUUUCUAGAUCUUUUGCAUCAGAAGCUGGGAAACAGCACAAUAAGGCUAAGAAAGAGGUGACUACUGUGGAGGAUCCUUUUGAUUCUCCUACGUACCAUAUCCCGGAGAAGCCGGUGACGUUUACAGAAGGUGCCUCCUACAGUCUUGUUAUUCUGGCUGGGCUUGGGGUCGCUGGAGCUGCUGGGUACGCUGUGUUGAAAGAGCUCAUAUUUCAACCAAAAGAGUACAAGAUCUUUGACAAAGCCUUGAAGAGAAUUCAAGAUGACGGUCAGGUGAGGGUUAGGAUUGGAUCCCCCAUCACAGGCUACGGUCAAGAAUCCAGAAACCGAGCCGCUCGUCAGCGCAUACCAAACAGAGUAUUUACAGAUGAAGACGGAGUAGAGCAUGUUGAGGUAAACUUCUUCAUCCGUGGUCCUCACGGAGCCGGGAAAGUGUACACUGAGAUGUUUAGAGACAAGGCUGACAAAGAAUGGAAAUACACAUACCUCAUCGUAGAGAUUUUAGCUCCUUCCCCAGCCAAACUGAUGCUGGAGUCCUAUUUGCCCGCC